Molecule: messenger RNA, 1798 nt
Organism: Paramormyrops kingsleyae
Lineage: Eukaryota; Metazoa; Chordata; Actinopteri; Osteoglossiformes; Mormyridae
Gene: ogfod1
Product: 2-oxoglutarate and iron-dependent oxygenase domain containing 1
Biological process (GO): regulation of translational termination; peptidyl-proline hydroxylation
Cellular component (GO): cytoplasm
Molecular function (GO): peptidyl-proline dioxygenase activity; L-ascorbic acid binding; iron ion binding
Source: RefSeq, a predicted model, not a curated record
UUUUAAUGUUGAUUACGCAAAAUUUCCGCGACUUGAGCUUGUUUAGCACGUUGUUCAUCGUAUGUUAUGACUUCGAAACGCAAGAAAAGUGAUGGAACAGCUGCAGGAGGGAAGAAAAAAGAGAAAAGAGAGGAGAACGCGGAAAUCUCGGGAAUAAUCCAGGAUGCAGAUAUAAAAGAAAAAGUGAAGGAAGCCUGGCACAGGAGGAAACCCUUCUCACAUGGCGGCUUGGUGCUGGACUGUCAACCCUUCCCGCACUGCGUGCUGAAUAACUUCAUUCAGAACGAGGGUUUCCUGGAGAAUCUACAGAAGGAGCUUCUGGCUUUAAAUUUUCAUGAGAAAUCCAACGACCUGUACAAAUUCAAACAGUCGGAUGACCUGAAGCAGAGGAAGGGUGCGCACAUACCUGGGUUAAGAACUGUGAUCUUUGACCAGUUUCGCCACUGGCUCAGCGAUGUGCUGGACACAGAGCUGGAGCCUGUGGUGGACGUUUCCUGUGCCAAGUAUGAGUACACAGAUGUGCUGCUGUGUCACGAUGACGAACUAGAGGGCAGGAGGGUGGCUUUCAUCUUCUACCUCGUCCCCCCCUGGGAGGCUAGUGAUGGGGGGACUCUGGACCUUUACAGUGUGGAUGAGAACUGCCAGCCCAAGGACGUUGUGAAGUCUUUGGUCCCCCAGUGGAACACACUGAUUUUCUUUGAGGUCUCUCCUGUCUCUUUUCACCAGGUGGCCGAGGUAAUCUCAGAAGACAAGUGUCGCCUGUCGAUGAGCGGCUGGUUUCACGGCACACCUUUGGAGCGACCUCCCCGUUAUGUGGAGCCGGCCAUCCCCCGGAACCCGCACCUCCCUCGCGAUGAGGAGCUGCUGCUGGAAUGGGUGAACCCUGUGUACCUGGACAUGGCCUACCAGGCACAGAUGCAGGAGGAGUUUGAGGAGAGCUCUGAGAUCCUCCUCAAAAACUUCCUCAAGGAAGACAAGUUUAAAGAAGUGAAUGAAGCCCUGAAGAAGACUGAGAUCCAGUGGACCAGAAGGGGCCCUCCCAAUAAGAGGAACUACGAACGGGCUGAGCUCCAGGCCCUUCCCCCGUGCGUGAGCACGUGCUGGGAGCUCCUGUCUUCCGAGGCCUUCUUCCUGUUACUAUCCAACUUCACGGGCCUCAAACUGCACUUUCUGGCACCUGGGAGUGACGAUGAGGAGGAGGAGGAGGAAGAGCAGGACUGUGCGGCAGGAUCGACUAGGUCCCUCGAAGCAGCAGCACCGGAACAGCAGUGCAGCAAGCGAAAUGAGAGGAAAAGCAAGGAGCCUAGCACUCCAGUGUGCAGAGGGGAACUGCGCCGCUGGGGAACGGGGGACUACACCCUCAUCCAUGACACAGACCUGGAUAACAUGGAGUUCGCCCUGGACCUGCUGCUUUACUGUGGCUGCGAGAAUUGGCAGUCUGACCUUGGAGGAUUCACGUCGUACAUCGCCAGCGGAGAAGAUGAGGAGCUCCUCACGGUGUCCCCAGAGGACAACGCCCUUGGGUUGGUCUACAGGGACAAGGAGACGCUCAGGUUCAUCAAGCAUGUGAAUCACAGGAGUUCCCAGUCCCUGGAGGACGGCCCUGUCCGGAGACAUUUCUACGAUUUCUCUUUUGUCUAUUAUGAAUAAAUGGACCCUCUCUGUCAGGAAGAUCUCCCCUUUGAGGACAAUGGUCAUGUGGUUUACUGUAGAGGAGGUCAAACAGGAUGGAGCUGGUCAAAGCUGUAUUUUUUGAAUUACUGCCCAGUAAACCCACAUGUGGCUACAUGGUGUUGCA